CGCAGGAAAGUCUAGAGCCAGACGCAGAUAGCGCUCCGUCACCCUCACCGAUCACCUUAUUGAUUUCUUUAUUUUGUUUCCCCUAACAUCUGAAUAAAACCAAUGCUUUAAUGAGCGCGCUUUCCUCAGUGAAUGAAGUUUUCUUCUCGCUGAACAGAAACAAUGUGACCAUGUAAAGUGACGGAUUUCGGAAUAUCUUCAUUGAUCCUGGAAAAGAAAGGAUUUUAAGGAUGGGCAAACUUUUGUCAAAACAUGCGUCUAAGCGCAGAGAAAACCCUGAAGGAGACAGUUUUGUUGUGAAUGCCUUCCUCCGGAGAGGGAUGGAGGAAUGCGAGAGGUACAGCGCAACAGACCACAAACUGAAAAACAUGCAGGAGUUUCCAAAUGCUGAGCUGAAGGAAGGGCAGUUCAUAGACCAACACUGUCCCCUAGAGGUGGCUCUUCCCCAAGAGAAGGCAGAGGGCUGUGAGAGCUACCUGCAUUACAUACACUCAGAGGAUGGAGAGAAGGACCCUCUCAAAGACACCUCUAAAACCUCUGGAAAGAAACGUAUCAGUGUCAAUGAUGUGGAGUGUGAUGUUUCUGUGGAAGAUGACAACCGUCAGGAGUGGAUCUUCACUCUUUAUGACUUUGACAACAGUGGGAAAGUCACCAAAGAAGACAUGUCAAGUCUGAUGCACACCAUCUACGAUGUGGUGGACGCUUCUGUGAAUCACUCAUGUCAUAACAAGAGCAAGACCCUGCGCGUGAAGCUGACUGUCACUCCAGAGCCCAGGAGCCACAGGAGAGAUACAGGACCAGAGCGCUGUCACCAUGAUGAGGGCCGUUCGUCUGACAAGCGUCUUUCCUCCUACUUCAGUAGUAAGGCUCAGAGCAGCGAGCCUCCAGCCGCUGAGGGCCAGCAUUACUGCGUGGACGAGAACACAGAGAGGAGGAAUCACUACCUGGACCUGGCUGGCAUUGAGAACUACACGUCCAGAUUUGAAGGAACCAACCCAGACUAUCCCACUCAGGAGUCUCAUGUUCGCAGCUCACAAAGCCAGAGUCGCUCUCGUUCCCAUGAGCCAGAAGCCCAGGUUGUCCACCACCGUCGUUCACAGGUCAUCGGUGAAAGCUACAACCCCUCAGAGCCUCGAGCCAAAGGCACACAGUUCCUCAAAUCCCCUAAAGGUGCCUACAAGGGAAGUGGAGGGAAUAACGGUGGAGGCAAAUCCAGCAAAUGCCACGGCCACCACCCCCCCGGCCAAGCGAUACUGCAUGGCGGCAGCGCUGCAGGUCAGGGAGGUCAGGAUGUGUACCACCUACCACACCAGUCUCAACCUUCAGGUCACCACCAGCACCCUUUGCAGCAUAGCCACAGCAAACGGCUAAAGGCCAGAGCUCGUGAUUCCCUGUCCCCGACCAAAACCCCUCUGACUCCUCAGUCCCACCAGCAGCCCUCAGUGCUGCCAAACAUGGAGAGGGAGCAGGUGUCUUGCCCCCCUGGGAGCCCAGGGCUUGUGGUUCCCAUGGUGCAGCGCCAUGAGCAUCACCAUCACCAUGAACACCAUCACCACCACCACUACCACCACUACCACCAAACAUGACAGCAUAAUAUGCGAAUGAAAACUGGACCAUUACAGGACCAACCACACUAGAAGGACUCAUCCAAUGGAAAUACGUCACGCUAAAUCCUCUGGCAAACUUUACAGAAGUAUCCUGAGAACAGCUGUGCUAAGCAACCAAGUUGUCUGAUGGGGAUGAUGUCUGCUUAGCAGUACGGUGGUGUUCAAUUGCAGCAAAAGCCCAAAACAAAGCAGACCUAAUAUUUUUCAGUAUUUUCUCUAGAUGUUCUACUUGAAACCCUGCACUCCUACCACAUAUCUAUUAAGGGAACCAGUAAAGAAGAAACUUUGAUGACUUCUGUUGUGUCAUUCACUUUCCUCAAUUAUAGUCCUAUGAAGCUACGGUAUAUGUCUAAAUAGUUGUUCCAUGUGAGACUUUUCCAGAAAUGCAGAUCUCAGGUGUAAAGGUGCUGCUGCUCCAGAGCUUUUCACAAACGCCCCACUUUCAAGGUGGGACGAAUUGUGUUGGCCCUGGGGCUUCGUGUUUGGGUUUGUUGUGGGAGGGGGGGAGCAUAAAAUCACCACUGCCAGUUCUAAUGCAAAAAUAUAUUCCUCUAUGUAUAAAAAUAAAAAACUUUAUAUGUAAACACAUUUUACUGUAUAAUAUUUGUACUCUAUAUGCAUAUUUCAUCAUGGAUAUAAUUGUGCAUAAAUGUAUUUUGUCUUUUUAUAUAUUUUAAUAAACAUUAUGUA
Cyprinodon variegatus (sheepshead minnow) is the source of this 2297-nucleotide messenger RNA. It is a transcript of the gene nkd2b, whose product is annotated as naked cuticle homolog 2 (Drosophila). Bases 231 to 1586 code for a protein of 451 amino acids. Gene Ontology annotation, biological process: negative regulation of Wnt signaling pathway. Gene Ontology annotation, cellular component: cytoplasm. The transcript has 10 exons. NCBI's taxonomy places the organism in Eukaryota, Metazoa, Chordata, Actinopteri, Cyprinodontiformes, Cyprinodontidae. Gene Ontology annotation, molecular function: calcium ion binding. The record is from RefSeq and is a predicted model, not a curated record.